Molecule: messenger RNA, 3293 nt
Organism: Homarus americanus (American lobster)
Lineage: Eukaryota; Metazoa; Arthropoda; Malacostraca; Decapoda; Nephropidae
Gene: cactin
Product: cactin-like
Exons: 10
Coding region: 10-3006 (998 amino acids)
Biological process (GO): mRNA cis splicing, via spliceosome
Cellular component (GO): spliceosomal complex; cytoplasm
Molecular function (GO): protein binding
Source: RefSeq, a predicted model, not a curated record
AUUAGUGUUAUGAGAGACAGAGGAAGAGUUGUUAGUGUACACAGGCUGAGGAGGAAGGUGAGGAGCAACCAUAAGAAGAACAUGUCUCGUGAUACAUCUCCAUCUCGUAGUAAAGAACUUAAGAAGACUAACAAGAGAAGAUCAGUUUUGAGAUCCAGUUCUGAGGAGAGUCAGCAAGCUAGACACUCACGAUCAAGGUCAUCCUCAAGACACAGGGAGCGCUGUGAUCACAAGAAGAGUCAUAGAUCACGCUCGAGAGACAGAGGCAGACACAAGUCACGCUCCAGAGACAGACAGAAAUCUCGCUCGAGAGACAGAGACAGACAAAAAUCACGCUCUAGAGACAGAGACAGGCAGAGAUCACGCUCUAGAGACAGACAAAAAUCACGCUCUAGAGACAGAGACAGGCAGAGAUCACGCUCUAGAGACAGACAAAAAUCACGCUCUAGAGACAGAGACAGGCAGAGAUCACGCUCUAGAGACAAAGACAGGCAGAGAUCACGCUCUAGAGACAGAGACAGACAAAGAUCACGCUCUAGAGACAGAGACAGACAAAGAUCACGCUCUAGAGACAAAGACAGGCAGAGAUCACGCUCUAGAGACAGAGACAGACAAAGAUCACGCUCUAGAGACAGAGACAGACAAAGAUCACGCUCCAAAGACAGAGACAGGCAGAAAUCUCGCUCGAGAGACAGACAAAAAUCACGCUCUAGAGACAGACAAAAAUCUCGCUCGAGAGACAGACAAAAAUCACACUCAAGAGACAGACAAAAAUCUCGCUCGAGAGACAGAGACAGAGACAGACACAAGUCACGCUCGAGAGACAGGCAAAUGUCACAUUCACAAGACAGAGAAAGAAAAUGGUCAAAAUCCCUAGAGAGCGGAAGACCAAAGCAACAGUCAAGAUCAAGAGACAUUGACAGUUUUAACCACAACAGAAACAGUCACAGGUCCAGGUCUAGUUCUGAGGAAUCGACCUCCAAAAGUAGUUUAUCAAAAACAUCAAGUAAAUACAAGACAAACACAGAGAAAGAUCCCACCAGAUUGAGGAAACCAAUGACAUCCUUGACCGGGAGUUCAGACGAGAGCUCAGAAGAUGAUACUAAGCUACUGCUGCGCCUUCAUGAUGAAAGAAAGAAAGUAAAAGAGGAUAAAGUGAAGCAAAAGAAAGCAAAGAAACUCAUGGAAACUCCGGCAGAAAAACGAUUACGUCGACUUCAGAAAAAGGAAGCUAAGGAGAGAAAACGGAAGGAGAAGAUGGGCUGGGAUAGUGAGUACCUCCACUUUACCAAUGCAGACAACCCGUACGGUGAUAAUAAUCUGCUGGAUACAUUUGUCUGGAAGAAGAAACUGGAAAAAGAAGGCCUCACAGACAUCUCCAGGGAAGACAUAGAAAAACAAAACCGAGCCAAGAUGGACGAAAACAGAAUGGAGCUGGAGAAGGUUAAGAAGCGUCGCCAGGAGAGAGAACUAGAGAGACUGGAGCGGGAGAAGAUGAUGGAGCUGGAGCAGCGGCAGAGAGAGGCAGCACAAUUCUCACAGUUUUCAAAGCAGGAGGACCAGUUUCAGCUAGAACAAGCCAGGCUCCGGUCAUACAUUCGAAUUCAAGACGGACGAGCUAAGCCCAUUGAUCUUUUGGCUCAGUACGUGAGCUCAGAGGGUGACGUAUCCGCUGUGGACAUGCACGAGCCCUACACCCACCUGACGGGACUCACACUGAUGGAUCUAGAGGACCUACUGGAGGACAUUAAAGUAUACAUGCAGCUGGAAAAAGAAGGUUUGAACCAAACAUACUGGACUGACCUGACCAUCAUUGUACAAGAUGAGUUACGGCGCCUGCGCCAGCGUGACACGAUAGAAGACGCCACAACCCACCGUCAGGGCAUUCACGCGGCCGUAGCAGCUGAUGUCUCUUCUGUCUUCCAGAAUAAAUCUCUCUCUGAGCUCAAUAAAUUGCAAUUAAAUAUUGAGUCCAAAUUAUCUGGACCUACGACUGGGCUUGACAUUGGCUAUUGGGAAUCCUUACUGUCACAGUUGAAAGCUCACCAAGCUCGGGCAAGACUCCGCGAGCGUCACCGAGACAACCUUAGAAAGAAGUUGGAGAUGCUGAAGGCAGAACAGGGGGUGAAGGAGGAGGAAGAAAGACAUGGAGAGAAUGUUGAAUUAAAAGUGGAGGUAGAAACAGAGUCAAGUGAGGAAAGCACAGACGAAUCCAGGCCCGGCAAGGAGGAGGAUGAGGAUGGAGAGGAGAAACAAGAGGAGGUGGUGGAGGAUGACAAGAAAGACAAAAGUGGUGAUGAAGUAGAAGAAAAUGUAACAGAGAGAUGGGACUUGGAAUGUGAGGGUGAUGCAGCUAUUGCCACCUCAAUAUCAGCAUAUGUAGCAGGGCGAUACUCUCCCCGCCUGGUGUCUGGGAAUAAGUUAGAGCCUGGCACUGUCAUAGUGGAUGAAAGAGAAGAUGAACAGAGACUAGCGUGGGCCCGGCAGCGAGUUGUUGGAGCAGGUCAGCCGGUAGAGAGUGUCUUAUCUGCCGAGGAGAAGGUGAUGCAGCGUGAAGCUCAACGGGCCAUGGCCAACGAUGAAGCGCAGUUCAGUGUAGAAGCCAAGCUGGACACUCAACACUUCCUCUGGUCGGACAAGUAUCGGCCUCGCAAACCCCGCUACUUCAACCGCGUCCACACAGGAUUUGAAUGGAACAAGUAUAAUCAGACUCACUACGACAUGGACAAUCCUCCUCCCAAGAUAGUCCAGGGGUACAAGUUUAAUAUCUUCUACCCGGAUCUUAUUGACAAAUCCAAGACGCCGCAGUAUGAGCUCAUUCCCUGUGAUGACAACAAAGAUUUUGCCAUACUCAAGUUCACAGCAGGACCUCCGUAUGAAGCUAUCGCGUUUAAGAUUGUGAAUCGUGAGUGGGAGUAUUCUUAUAAGAGAGGUUUUAGGUGUCAGUUUCAUAAUAACAUCUUCCAGCUGUGGUUCCACUUUAAGCGGUAUCGGUACAGGAGAUAAAUUAUUCCUGCAUUAUUAUGUUUCUUCACAUUCAGGUUUUUUAGUACCUGACAAAUCUACUAAUUUUAUGAUAAUUAUUGGAAUUAUGACUGUUGCUUCUUUCAUAGUGAAUUGUAACAACUUAAUUAUCUUGAGGGUGAAGAGAAUAAUUUUUAAUUUAAAAGGGUGAAUAUACAGUAUACAGGUGCUCCUCUAAUUAAGAACGUUCAACUUACAAACAUCAUCACUGAGGGGGGUUACCUGCCAGAACAGGUGUUUAAUGUGGAUGAGACUGGAUUAUUUUGAAG